GUGGAUUAACGCAGUGGUUUCUCUGACAGACUUGUCACACUUUUGUGAAGAAUAUACUUUUUUUCUGUUAUUUCAUUUGAAUCUGCGGAUCAAGUAUAAGUCGUUUCCUAAUCUAUCAGGAAUUGCACUUUCUAAGAGGAGUUAUGAUACUUAGAGGUCUGUGCUUACUGCCAGUGCUACUCAUUUGCGCCCCAGCGCUACCUCAAGAUGGGGAGCUGGAUGAUGAGUCCGUCUUUGACCUGUUCUCCAUCAGUAACAUUAACCGCAGAACUAUUGGAGCUAAGCUCUUCAAGGGUCACGACUGGGACUCCCCUGCAUACCGCUUCAUCCGUUUCGACCAGCUGCCCGCCGUUAGCACGCCGAUCCUCCGGCAGCUAUUGAAGCAGAUCCAGAAUAAUGAAGGCUUCGUAUUCGCGGCUAGCAUGCGCCAGGACCGCGCCUCUAGAGGGACACUGGUCGGACUGGAGAGUUCGAACGGCCGCCGGCAGUUCGAGAUUGUGUCCAACGGUCGUGCCAACACAUUGGACUUAGUAUACUGGGUGGACGGCUCUCAAAAUGUUGUAUCGUUUGAGGACGUGGACUUGUCAGAUUCACAGUGGAAAAACAUCACGCUGCACGUGCAUGGGGAGAAUGCGCACCUGUACGUUGGCUGCACCCUUAUCGAUAGUUUCAUCCUGGAUGAUCCGUUCUAUGAGCAUCUUCAGCCCGAGGGCAGCCGGAUGUAUGUGGCCAAAGGUUCCAUCCGCGAAAACCACUUCAGGGGAUUGCUUCAGAAUGUGAAAUUCAUCUUUGACACCACCUUGGAGGACGUCCUGACAAGCAAGGGCUGUGAGAUCACAAAGCCAGUCGAGGCGAACACGGUGACGGGGAGUGCCGAGAUCGUGGACGUGAGUCCCGUCAUCACCACCAACUUCAUCGGUCAGAAGACGCAGAAGCUGAGCUCGGACCUGUGCGAGCGCUCGUGCGAGGAGCUCAGCACGCUCUUCCAGGAGCUCAAGGGGCUCCGCAUCAUCGUGGGCAACCUCAUGGACGGCCUGCAGAAAGUCACGGAGGAAAACACAGCCAUGAAGGAGGUGCUGGGCAAGAUGAAGAACUCCAAGGAGAAGCACAUGUGCUGGCAGGACGGCCGUCUGUUCGAGGAUAAAGAGGACUGGGUCGUGGACAGCUGCACCAAGUGUACCUGCCAGGAGUCCAAGAUCGUGUGUCACCAGAUCACGUGUCCAGCAGUGGCCUGCGCCAUCCCGACCUUCCUGGACGGAGAGUGCUGUCCCGUGUGUUUGCCCAAUGACAGUGAGGACGGCUGGUCUCCCUGGUCGGAGUGGACGGAGUGCACGGUGACCUGCGGGACGGGCACGCAGCAGAGGGGCCGCUCGUGCGACGCCACCAGCAACCCCUGCAGCGGGCCCUCCAUCCAGACCCGCAAGUGCCAGCUGGCCAAGUGUGACAGUCGCGUGCGUCAGGACGGCGGCUGGAGCUUGUGGUCGCCGUGGUCAUCGUGCUCCGUCACCUGCGGCGAGGGCCAGAUUACGCGCAUCCGCCACUGCAACGCCCCCGUGCCACAGCUGGGGGGCAAGGACUGCGAGGGCAGCGGCCGAGAGACGCAGCGCUGCGAAGCCAAGCCCUGUCCCAUCGAUGGUGGUUGGGGCCCGUGGUCUCCAUGGGCAGUCUGCUCGUUGACCUGCGGCGGCGGCACCAGGGGCCGGACACGUGUCUGCAACAGCCCCCGACCCCAGUACGGAGGCAGGAGGUGCCAGGGCGAGCUCAAGGACAACGAGGCCUGCAACAAACAAGACUGCCCCAUCGAUGGAUGUCUCUCCAACCCAUGCUUUGGUGGCGUGGAUUGCAACAGCGCCCCCGAUGGCUCAUGGGAGUGCGGCCCUUGCCCCGUCGGCUUCCGCGGCAACGGAACCCACUGUGAAGACGUCAAUGAGUGUGACAUGGUCGCCGAUGUGUGCUUCAGCGUGGGGGGAACCCAGCGUUGCAUUAACACCAACCCAGGAUUCCACUGCUUGCCCUGUCCGCCCAGAUACAAGGGCACUCAACCCUUCGGUAUGGGUAUAGAGGCCGCCAAGAAAAACAAACAGGUAUGUGAGCCGGAGAACCCCUGCAAAGACAGAACCCACAGCUGCCACAGGCACUCGGAGUGCAUCUACCUCAGUCAUUUCAGCAACCCCAUGUACAAGUGCGAGUGCAAGAUCGGCUUCGCCGGCGACGGUUUCAUCUGCGGCGAAGACUCUGACCUGGAUGGAUGGCCCAAUCAGAACCUUGUGUGCGGUGCCAAUGCCACCUACCACUGCAAGAAGGACAACUGCCCCAACCUGCCCAACUCUGGACAGGAGGACUUUGACAAGGACGGGCAGGGAGACGCCUGUGACAAGGACGAUGACAACGAUGGAAUCCUGGAUGAGAUAGACAACUGCCCCCUCCUGUACAACCCCAGGCAGUUUGACCAUGACAAAGACGACGUCGGUGACCGCUGCGACAACUGCCCCUACGAGCACAACCCGGCACAGAUCGACACAGACAACAACGGGGAGGGCGACGCCUGUGCAGUGGACAUCGAUGGAGAUGAGAUCCUCAACGAGCAGGACAACUGCCCGUACGUGUACAACACUGACCAGAAGGACACAGACAUGGACGGCGUGGGAGACCAGUGUGAUAACUGUCCCCUGCUGCACAACCCCGACCAGAUUGAUACAGAUAACGAUUUGGUUGGAGAUUCGUGUGACAAUAACCAGGACAUUGACGAGGAUGGUCACCAGAACAACCUGGACAACUGUCCCUAUGUAGCCAACGCCAACCAGGCAGACCACGACAAGGAUGGCAAAGGAGAUGCCUGCGACUUUGAUGAUGACAACGACGGCAUUCCUGAUGACAAGGACAACUGCAGGCUGGUACCCAACAAAGACCAGCUGGAUUCUGAUGGUGAUGGAAGAGGUGACGCCUGCAAAGACGACUUUGACAACGACAGCAUCCCCGACAUCUUCGACGCGUGUCCAGAGAACGACGGCAUCAGCAGCACGGACUUCAGGAAGUUCCAGAUGGUGCAUCUGGACCCCAAAGGAACCACGCAAAUCGACCCCAACUGGGUGGUGCGGCACCAAGGCAAAGAGCUGGUGCAGACCGCCAACUCUGACCCUGGCAUUGCUGUCGGCUUCGACGAGUUCAACGCGGUGGACUUCAGCGGCACGUUCUACGUCAACACCGACCGCGACGACGACUACGCCGGGUUCGUGUUUGGCUACCAGUCCAGCGGCCGCUUCUACGUGGUCAUGUGGAAGCAGAUCACGCAGACCUACUGGGAGGACAAGCCCUCCAAGGCCUUUGGCAUCUCGGGAGUCUCCCUCAAGGUGGUGAACUCCACCACAGGUACGGGCGAACACCUGAGAAACGCCCUGUGGCACACGGGAGACACAGCAGGACAGGUGCGUACGCUAUGGCACGACCCAAAGAACAUCGGCUGGAAGGACUACACCGCCUACAGAUGGCAUCUCAUCCACAGACCAAAGACUGGCUUCAUCAGGGUGGUGGUUUAUGAAGGCAAACAGAUCAUGGCUGACUCAGGACCUGUCUAUGACAGGACAUUCGCAGGCGGACGGUUAGGUCUGUUUGUCUUCUCCCAAGAGCUGGUCUUCUUCUCCGAUCUGAAAUACGAGUGCCGAGAUAACCCAGACUUGCCCUCAGUGUUCUUCAGAUAACUGAGUCAACAUGGAAACUACAAAGGACCAUCACCUUGUCACUAUCCACCAUCCGGACUGAACUUCAACGUGUAUCUUCAGAGUCUGUAUCUAUUGAGCAUCGAGCAUCAUGAUGAAUCUCUAACUGAGAGCUUGUGGUGUGUGCUGUUGAACACCUAAGGCCUGUGACGUGAAGACAAACACAUGAGCUGACAUUGCCAUCAUAUUCAAAGAACCACUUUAGUGCUUUGUAUCACUAUGUUGUACACGUGCAUAACAGUACGUAUACCAGGCCUCUGCGUAAAUGUUACGAGUAAACGAGUUAUUGUUUUUUUUUUUUUUAAUUCCUAUCUUCUUUCUUUGACAAGGAUAAGAGAGCUCUGAGUAUGAUGUCAUGAUGACGCUAUGGUGAUGAUGACGCUAUGUUCGGUCAAAACGUUUUCCAUCCAAUGACACAGAGCUGCUUAAGUUUAAAAAGCAGCCAUCAACUUACCAGACUUCAGGAUUUAGCAAAAGCCAAAUUGCAAAACUUGCACAAUUUUGAUAUUUGUUUUGAAUUGUCGCUACGGUAUUUUUUGGCAUCUUCAAUGCAUUUUUGUCAGUUGAGGUUCUGUUUUUUUUCCCACUUCAAUUUGACUUAGUUCUUUAAAGGUCUUAAUACAUCCCUAUAUUUUAAGAGGGAUCUUUUCAUAGACUUUCGAGCGUUGUAGGUACCUUUUGGGGGAAAGAUGUUUAUAUUUAGAUUGUAUUAUAAUUUCUUUUUGUAAAUUAUUUAUGUGACUCCUGCCUUUGAAUGGGGUAAUGUCUUGUUUCUUGGUUUGCUUUUAUUUUCCCUAGAGAUUGUAAAUAAUUAUUUAUUUGUUUACACUGACAAAUUUCACUAUUGUCGUGCAACAGAAAAAAUACAGACCUAUUCCAUUGUUUCUGCAAACACGAAGCCAAUGUUUAUUGAAGUGUCAAGCAAAAUAAAAAAGAAAAUAUAAGCAAUACAAAGAAAUUUCACCCAGAAAUCAAAUGCAGUUGGGCAUUUCGGUUUAUUUUUGUCAAGCGUAGAAUCUGAUAUGUAUUUUCUACAACUUUUUUGUUGUGUUGUAUGUGUAAUGAUAAGCAAGCAUAUUUUUUUUGUGAUACUUUUGUAUAAUGCACAGAUAUAAAAGCCGUUUUUGAACUUGAUUGUUAGAUUCACCUUUCCCACCUAAAUGUGUGUAAGAAAGUAUGCCGUUGUCACAGGAAGUAUUUUUUUGUCAUAAAUAAAUGUUUCAU
Sardina pilchardus (European sardine) is the source of this 4940-nucleotide messenger RNA. RefSeq names its product thrombospondin 2a (gene thbs2a). Bases 144 to 3698 code for a protein of 1184 amino acids. Lineage: Eukaryota; Metazoa; Chordata; Actinopteri; Clupeiformes; Clupeidae. The transcript is spliced from 23 exons. Gene Ontology annotation, cellular component: extracellular region. The record is from RefSeq and is a predicted model, not a curated record. Gene Ontology annotation, biological process: cell adhesion; negative regulation of angiogenesis. Gene Ontology annotation, molecular function: protein binding; calcium ion binding.